UCACUUCAUAGACAAAACUAUACAAACCACGACCAAACCACAGAAAUGCCUCCCAGCUCACCCGCACCCCGCUUCCACCCCUACAAAGGCCACCACAAAACCCCCUCUUUCAAACCCCGCGCCCCAACCAGCCAUGCAUCCGGCAGCGGCCUAUCCAUCAACGACCUCAAACGACGAAUCCGCGACAUCAAGCGGCUCCUCAACCACGCCGAGCUUCUUCCUGAAGCGCGGAUCGUCCAGGAACGCGCAUUGGCGGGCUACGAAAAGGACCUUGCGGACGAAACGGCGCGGCGAGGACGGUCGGAGAUGAUUAAGAAAUAUCACUUUGUUCGGUUUCUCGAUCGAAAGGCAGCGACGAAAGAGCUUCGACGGGUUACGCAGCUGCACGCGGAUAUGCAACACAAGUCCAAGUCCAACGGCGCAGAUGCAGCGGGGAUAACACGAAAAAUGCACGAGGCGCAGAUAAACCUCAAUUACACGAUUUACUACCCACUUGACGAGAAAUAUAUCUCGCUGUAUCCGCAGGAUAAGAAGAAAAGAAAAAAUCCCGCCGAGGACGAUAGUGACGAUGGUGUGGGUGAGGGAGGUGUGGAUGCUGAUGGUGCAGAAAAACCUCCGCUGUGGUACGUCGUCGAGAAAUGUACUGCGGAUGGAACGCUGGAUAAGCUGCGGAAUGGAAGGUUGGGCAUUGGACUAGACGGGAAACCGAAACAGCAGCACCCAGCCGCAACAACGAAAACAGCCAAGACUACAGAGAAGGAUAAAUCAUCUUCUACUACGAAACACAAAGAAUCAACGACAAGAAAAACGGCCCAUGGGAGCUCAAGACGCCAUGGGUCAGAAGCCGGUGCUGCGCAUCAAAAUGAGGGUGAAGAAGAUGAAGGGGAUGACAGCGAUGGAGGGUUUUUUGAAGUUUGAUCUUGUUCUUACCAUGCAUUUCAUUGCUUUCAUACUUAUAGCAUGCCACGGUACAUAUUAUGGAGUUUCUAGGAUACCCGUAUGAUUUACGGUUUGAUAUUCAUAGCCUUACAGAAGAUUUAAAUAUUCACG
Molecule: messenger RNA, 1050 nt
Organism: Talaromyces proteolyticus
Lineage: Eukaryota; Fungi; Ascomycota; Eurotiomycetes; Eurotiales; Trichocomaceae
Exons: 2
Coding region: 46-918 (290 amino acids)
Biological process (GO): maturation of SSU-rRNA from tricistronic rRNA transcript (SSU-rRNA, 5.8S rRNA, LSU-rRNA)
Cellular component (GO): nucleolus; preribosome, small subunit precursor
Source: RefSeq, a predicted model, not a curated record